ACGAGACCCAGUUUGCCAAUCGCACAAAUCAUUACUUCAAUAUGCAUCAUGACAGGAGCAGCGUUUCCUUCUCGGCUGCGUUUGAACCCCAGCUUGUAGACAUGGCAGAGGAGAGACGGAGGUGAGCUCUAGAUACAGGACGUAGCGCUCGAUUUACUGAUCACUUCGGCGUGAAUCGGAUUGAUCCUCCUCCUCCUCUUCUUCCUCCUGUGGAUCAUUUGGGAUCGAUAAGGAUUUGGGAAACGCCGCGUCAUGACCACCGGACAGGACGAGAGUUCAGUGCGCGUUGCGCUCAGGAUCCGCCCCCAGCUGGCACGGGAGAAGAUAGAGGGAUGUCACAUCUGUACAUUUGUGACCUCUGGCGAGCCCCAGGUAAUUCUGGGAAAAGACAAGGCCUUCACAUUUGACCAUGUGUUUGACAUGGACACCGAGCAAGACACCAUCUACUCUAACUGCACUGAGAAGUUGAUAGAAGGCUGCUUUGAGGGCUACAAUGCAACUAUCUUUGCCUAUGGACAGACUGGUUCGGGGAAGACGUACACAAUGGGCACUGGCUUUGACGUAAGCAUCCCGGAAGUUGAGCUGGGCAUCAUCCCACGAGCAGUCAGUCACCUUUUUAAAGGCAUCGAGCAGAGACGGCAGGCCGCAACAGAACAAGGACGUCCUAUACCUGAGUUCAAGAUUAAUGCACAGUUCCUGGAGUUGUAUAAUGAAGAAGUGCUGGAUCUCUUUGACUCCGCGCGUGAUAUGGAGUCCCGAAAACAGAAAUCUCACAUCAAAAUCCAUGAAGAUGCAAGCGGCGGUAUUUAUACUGUGGGAGUGACUACACGCACUGUUUCUUCAGAGGCUGAAAUGAUGCAGUGUUUGAAGCUGGGCGCUCUCUCGCGCACCACAGCAAGCACUCAAAUGAACGUGCAGAGCUCUCGCUCACAUGCCAUCUUCACCAUCCACCUGUGCCAAGUGCGCAUGUGCACACCUACAGACAAUAAUGACAAUGUGACUGAUAACCGGCUGGCCAAUGGCUCAUCUGACGUGGAUGAGUUUGAGACUCUAACAGCCAAGUUCCACUUUGUGGAUCUGGCAGGUUCAGAGCGACUGAAGAGAACAGGUGCCACUGGGGAAAGAGCCAAAGAAGGCAUCUCCAUCAACUGUGGACUGUUGGCAUUGGGGAAUGUCAUCAGUGCCUUAGGAGACAAAAGCAAGCGAUCAACACAUGUGCCUUACCGGGACUCCAAACUCACUCGCCUUCUCCAGGAUUCUUUAGGUGGCAACAGCCAAACAGUGAUGAUCGCCUGCAUAAGUCCAUCAGACCGGGAUUUCAUGGAGACCCUAAACACCCUGAAAUAUGCUAACCGUGCGCGUAACAUUAAGAACAAAGUGGUAGUGAAUCAAGACAAAGCCAGUCAGCAGAUCAGCGCCCUGAGGACGGAGAUUGCACGGCUGCAGAUGGAGCUCAUGGAGUACCGUACGGGCAAGCGCAUAGUUGGUGAGGAUGGCCUGGAGAGCAUCAAUGACAUGUACCAUGAGAACUCCAUGCUGCAGAUGGAGAACCAGAACCUACGAGUGCGUGUGAAAGCCAUGCAGGAGACUAUAGACGUCCAGCGAGCUCGCCUCACUCAGAUCCUCAGCGAUCAGGCUAAUCAGGCUCUUGCUAAAGUUGGGGAAGGCAGUGAGGAAAUCGGGAAUAUAAUACAGAAUUACAUCAAAGAGAUAGAAGAUUUAAGAGCAAAAUUGUUGGAAAGUGAGGCAGUGAAUGAGAACCUGAGGAAGAAUCUGUCCCGAGCGUCCACUAGGUCGUCUUUCUACGGAGGGACUCCAGCUUUCUCUCUCGGUUCUGACCCGUCCCAAGAGACCUCAGACAUUAUCGAGCUGGCUAAGAAGGAUCUGGAGAAACUGAAGAGGAGAGAGAAGAAGAAAAAGAAAAGGCUCCAGCAGCUGCUGGAGGAGAGGAGAGUGGAGGAGGAAGAGGAGAUGGAGGUGGAGGAAGACAGUGUUGUAAAGGAGGAAAUCCCUGAUAAUGAGCAAGAGAAGGGGAACGAAAAAGAGCAGCUUGAGUCAGCAAUUGAGGAUGCAGAGCAGGAGGUCCAGGAAGGCAUCGAUCAUGAGGAGGCUGAGGAAGAAGAUGAGGAGGAUGAAGAUGAAGAGUUGGAUGCUGACGAGAGUUCAGAUGACUCUGACUCAGAGUUGGAUGAGAAAGAGAACUUCCAGGCAGACCUGGCCAACAUCACUUGUGAGAUCGCCAUAAAGCAAAAGCUGAUCGACGAGCUGGAAAACAGCCAAAGACGUCUUCACACCCUCAAGCAGCAAUACGAGCAAAAACUCAUGAUGCUACAGAGCAAGAUCCGGGACACACAGCUAGAGAGAGACCGUGUGCUGCAAAACAUGGGUACCGUGGAGUCCUGUACUGAGGACAAGUCUAAGAAAAUAAAGGCAGAGUAUGAAAAGAAACUGAGCACCAUGAAUAAAGAACUGCAUAAACUUCAAGCCGCACAAAAGGAACACGCCCGUCUGCUCAAGAAUCAGUCGCAGUAUGAGAAGCAGCUUAAGAAACUCCAACAGGAAGUCGUGGAGAUGAAGAAAACCAAAGUGCGUCUCAUGAAGCAAAUGAAGGAGCAGCAGGAAAAGAACCGGCUGGCAGAGACGCGCAGGAACCGUGAGAUCGCCACGCUGAAGAAGGACCAGCGUAAACAAGAGCACCAGCUGAAACUGCUUGAGGCCCAAAAGAGGCAGCAGGAGCUCAUACUGCGCAGGAAGACUGAGGAGGUGACUGCUUUGAGGCGACAGGUUCGGCCCGUUUCUGGAAAGAUGACCAGGAAGGUCCUCCUGUCCGACACUGUACAGGACUCUGGCCACAGAAUGCCUGGCACACGCACACACACAGGAUCAGGAGCUUCAAAUGGAACCAGGUCUGAGUGUUAUAAAUCUGCAUGUGUGCAAAAUAUUGUGAGGUCAUGUCUCUUAUGGUAUCUGUAUGCGUUCACCAGACUGUACCAUCGCAGGCCUGUGGGGAUUUACUCUACCCGCGUAGCACGCGUUAAAUGGCAGAGCCUGGAACGACGCAUCUCUGACAUCAUCAUGCAGCGCUUGACUAUCUCCAACAUGGAGGCAGAUAUGAAUCGCCUUCUCAAGCAACGGGAGGAUCUGACACGGCGGAGAGACAAGCUGAGCAGGAAGAAGGAGAAGAUGGCGGCCGAGGGCCCUGAGGCCGAAAAAGCCAUUCAGUCCCUGAACGAGGAAUUAGAGUCCCUGUUAGCCAACAUCGACUACAUCAACGACAGCAUUGCUGAGUGUCAGGCCAACAUCAUGCAGAUGGAGGAGGCGAAGGAGGAGGGUGAGACGAUGGAUGUUUCAGCUGUGAUCAGCUCCUGCACCCUUUCGGAGGCUCGUUUCCUUUUGGAGCAUUUCAUGUCCAUGGCUAUCAAUAAGGGGCUCCAUGCGGCCCAGAAGGAGUCUCAGAUCAAGGUGAUGGAGGGCCGGCUCAAGCAGACUGAAAUCAACAGCGCCACUCAGAACCAGCUCUUAUUCCACAUGCUGAAGGAGAAGGCUGAGUUUAAUCCCGAGCUGGACGCACUGCUUGGGAACGCUCUGCAAGAGCUAGGUAACAUGCCUCUGGAGAAUGAAGAUGACAGUAGCAGUGAUGAAUCAACACAGAGUCCUGCAGCAGAUGGAAACACCAUGGCCACUGACCUCAUGAAGCUCUGUGGAGAGACUAAAUCCAGGAGUAAAGCUCGGAGAAGAACCACCACACAAAUGGAGUUACUCUAUGCAAACAGCGGUGAGACUGGCAUUGACGCAUCCAGUGGAGAAUUCACCGGCCCUCUCCACCCGAUGGCUGAAACUCCUGAAGGUGGCACUGAUGAGCCUUUGAGCAGUACACUCAGGGAGUACAUGGUCCCUGCUGCUGCCUUAUCCUCUAGAAUGGGUGGCAUAAACUCUGGCUCCAGACCUCCAUCGGGGCUGGAAAAGCGAGUGCCGGAAGCCUCCCCUCUCACCCGCAGGAAGACCUAUGACAAGGGACAAGCAGCAGCCGACAGGGCUAAAGCUCAAGAGAUCAAACAAGGAGUGAUAAAUCCAGUACCUGCAUCGAAGAGCAAUCGCGGGGGUACUCUGCAAUGUGUGCAUGUGGCUGAGGGCCACAGUAAAGCUGUGCUGUGUGUGGACUCCACUGAUGAUCUGCUCUUUACUGGAUCUAAAGACCGUACGUGUAAGGUUUGGAAUCUAGUGACUGGGCAGGAAAUCAUGUCUCUGGGUGGCCAUCCCAACAACGUGGUGUCUGUACGCUACAGCUCCAGCAUGGUCUUCACCGUCUCCACCUCCUUCAUCAAAGUGUGGGACAUCCGUGACUCUGCAAAGUGCAUCCGCACACUCACAUCCUCCGGGCAGGUGAGCGCAGGUGAUGCAUGUGCAGCUAACACCAGCCGCACCGUGACUACAGCUGCUGGGGAAAACCAGAUCAACCAGAUCGCACUUAACCCUACAGGCACAGUGCUAUAUGUGGCAGCUGGCAACUCUGUCCGCAUGUGGGACCUGAGAAGGUUUGCCUCAACAGGAAAACUCACAGGUCAUCUUGGCCCAGUCAUGUGUUUGACUGUGGAUCACUCUGGCAACGGCCAAGAUCUGGUCAUCACUGGCUCCAAGGAUCACUACAUCAAGAUGUUUGAUGUAACAGAAGGAGCUCUAGGCAGCAUCAGUCCUACGCAUAACUUCGAGCCACCGCACUACGAUGGCAUUGAGUCGGUGGUGGUGCAGGGAGACUGUCUGUUCAGUGGCUCCCGAGAUAAUGGAAUCAAAAAAUGGGACCUGGCUCGCAAAGACCUACUGCAGCAAGUCCCUAAUGCUCAUCGAGACUGGGUGUGUGCGCUGGGCGUCGUGCCAGGUUCUCCUGCCCUGCUGAGCGGUUGUAGAGGAGGAGUGUUAAAACUCUGGCACACAGACACACUGAGUGCGCUUGGAGAACUCCGGGGUCACGAGAGCCCCAUCAACAGCAUCUCCACUAACAGCAGCUUAUUGUUUACUGCAUCUGAUGAUCGGACAGUGAAGAUCUGGCGUGCGAGAGGAGGUCUGGACAGCACUGACAUGGCUGAUGCUCCUGAUGAGCCUGGCAGCAACUGACUGUCCAAUUCUGUCUCAUGUGGCUAACUUCUCUUCUGCACUCUGCCCUCACCCACUAAAACAGGACACCUGAUAUAUACCAACCUAGAAGAUUAAUGCCUGAAUAUGGCAAAAGAGGAUGUAAACAGAUUGGAAUCUUCUCCUUCACCAUAGCCACUUCUCUUGCGUGGUGUCUUAAUAGCGCAGCAAUGCUAUGGAUCAUAGCUAAAGCAAAUCUCAUUAUAAAGUAACACUCCUUUAGACGCUGCAACUUCUCCAUAUUGAUCGUGAUUAACCACUGGGGGAACCCUGCUGCAUGGGGAUUAGUUGGAUAUGAGGAGAGGAGGGACCGGUUCCUGUCUGUAGCUGGCUUCAGUAGGCCGGGUCUCUGAGCUCAUAUAUGAACUCGUGCUUCUAGACCUUUUGCACAGCACUGAGCGCUUUACACACAUGAUGCAUACUGAGUAGCUGUAGCUUUGCAUUAAGUGGACUAACUGAAAUCACCAUGCCUUUAAAAAUUCUGUCUAUACGUUUGAGCCUGAAAGUCGUUGGUGACCAAAGUGCGAAGCUCAGCUGUACUACAAUCAUUAACUUAUUAACAAAUUCAAUUCUAAUGCAUAAUAUAGAUAUCGAAAGUUUCUCUUUUUCUUCUUCCUUCCUUGUCUUAAGCCUUGCUCAAGCUGGAUUAAUUUACCAUGUGAAGGUAAUUUAUUUUCAGAUUGUCCUAAAAGUACUGUCAAGUUAAAAUGAUCUUAACACUCUACCAUGCUAAACCUGUACAAUGUCCAAGCACAUUGAUUACCUUCUGUGUUUUGUCAAACAUACUGUAGCUCUCCCUCAGUACACUAUUUGGUGUAAUAUCUAAACUUGGGAGACGUGGCACAAUUCCGACAUUGACAUCAAGGAUAUGACACGUCAGUCUUGACUAUCUGGAUAUUUACUACACAAAACACAGCUGCUUUAUCCUGACCAAUAAAAUCCCUUAAAAUUACAUUACCGAACCUAGGUAAAUGAAACAAAUUCAGCCUCGAGCAUUAUAGCAGCUCUUGUGUUAAAUGUCCUCGCUGCCUUCUUGUUAACACCUGGCUAAGGUUGUAAUAUCUUCGACACUUACAAUAGAUACACCUACUAGUUCAUACACUUAUUAGUUGUAUGUAUGUGGAAAUAGGAGGAGUGUAGUGGUCUGUGUGCUGGUGUGCAUAUCCACCUGCUUCUGUUUCUGUCAUAAUUGUUCUUGUUAUCUCUGGCAUAAAUACAUAUAUAAUCUCAGUAGUGUUGAUGUAUGUAGUUACAGUAGAAAACUACAAGUACUGUAUGUGUGCAAUCAUGUCUUAGCCUGUAGACGACUAACAAACAGGGAAGCGUUUGGCUUAUAACCAGGAACGGUAGACCAGGAAUGACUCUGCAGUGUAUCAGUUUAAACCUUCCCUUUGUAAAGGACAGAAAUGUGUAUUAAUGGUUUAAGUUUUCAGCUCACUGGAUGUGUUUAUGUCCUGUUUUUUUCACCAGGGUUAAAGCUGACUGACAUGUCAGCAAGCUAAAUGUCAGAUGCCACAAAUUAAAGGCCAUCUGUCAAAAUCCCAUGCCACUGUGUGUACGUGUGUGUGUGUGGCUAUUGUAAGGGCAAAUCUUAGGAACCCGAAAUUUUACCUAGUGGACAUUGCAAAUAGCUUCUACCAAACUGCUGUGGAUGUUUGUGGGUAUUUUCAGUGGCCACUUUGCAGUGAAGCUGUGCCUAACCUGUGUGUGAUCUGUGCAACAGUAAACCAUUUUGUCCACUGGAGGGAGGUCUUGUACCUCUGUUUCUCUAGCAUUCAUAUGGAUGAUCCUAUUAGCUCUAUUAUACCUUCUGUUUUGUGUACGAGUCUGACUUACCAUUGAAGAAUCAGCUCUGUGGACACUUUUUGCUCUUUUGUAAGAAUCUGUGUUAUUCAUUAUCAUGCAGGUGCUUGUCUCCUGUCUCGCUUGUCUCUCGAUAUUAUCAUAACGUGGCUGCACCUGGGUUCAGGAGCGUGUAGUAGCUGAAUAAAAGGCUAGGACUGUCAUUCUAUGCCGACUGUUCGUUCUAUGGUGUAGCCCUCAUAACAAAAGCAUGAACAUCAUGGCCCAGGUGAAAUAUUUAGCACCUCAAUGCGCUUGUGACUACUUUAUUGUCUUUGAAGAUAUUUUUUUCAUUCCUGUCUGAAUGGCGAUGUCAAAAUGCACACAGUUUUACUCGUCUGCAUAGGUGAAUUAUUUAUGAUGAAAGUAUAAAAGGCAUUUUCUCUGGUAGAAGUUGCUCCUUGCUGUCAAAAUUGUUUCAUCUUUGCUGUAUUUUUUUUUUUUUUAAUCUUUUGUGCAUUCUUGUCAUUUUGGCUCGUACUACUCUUAAGUUUCCU
Clarias gariepinus (North African catfish) is the source of this 7469-nucleotide messenger RNA. RefSeq names its product kinesin family member 21A (gene kif21a). The transcript has 34 exons. Bases 253 to 5112 code for a protein of 1619 amino acids. Gene Ontology annotation, molecular function: microtubule motor activity; microtubule binding; ATP binding. The record is from RefSeq and is a predicted model, not a curated record. NCBI's taxonomy places the organism in Eukaryota, Metazoa, Chordata, Actinopteri, Siluriformes, Clariidae. Gene Ontology annotation, biological process: microtubule-based movement; mitotic spindle organization.